Molecule: messenger RNA, 1371 nt
Organism: Trematosphaeria pertusa
Lineage: Eukaryota; Fungi; Ascomycota; Dothideomycetes; Pleosporales; Trematosphaeriaceae
Product: Aminomethyltransferase folate-binding domain-containing protein
Exons: 1
Coding region: 14-1336 (440 amino acids)
Cellular component (GO): mitochondrial matrix
Molecular function (GO): protein binding
Source: RefSeq, a predicted model, not a curated record
CGCACCACCCGCAAUGGCUGCUAUCUUACCGGCUUCUUGGUCUCGAGCUGCGCCAUUCAUCUGCGACUCAUGCUUGAGCCGUUCUUUACGGGCCUUGCAGCCUACAGCCCCGCGAUUCCUGACUACUGCGUCAUCACAGCGGUUAUCUUCGCUGCAGCGUCCAACACAAUUUCAUCGUAAAGCCAGCUCUACGGCUAUUCCUAUAAUACGAUCACGUCCUUUCGAAGCUUUGGCUCUCCGCCGGCAGAAUUCCAGCACGCGACUGCUCCCUAGAUCAGCAAGCUCAGGCAUCGCGCCGCUACCGUCCUGCCGCCUCAUAUCUCUGUCCGGCCCCGACACUGCGAAGUUCCUUCAAGGACUGGUCACGAAUAAUGUCGAUCCACAUCGGCGUGCUCCCUUCUACUCUGCGUUCCUGGAUGCACGAGGAAGAGUCCUGUGGGAUGCGUUUAUAUGGGUGGAUCUGGAGCUGAUGGAGAAGGAAGGAAACUGGGCAUGCUAUAUCGAGGUUGAUGCUGAGGAGGUAGAAGCACUGGUUAAACAUUUGCGGCGGCAUAAGCUGAGGAGUAAGGUCAAUAUCGCCGUUGUGGGGGAAAGUGAGAUGGGCGUAUGGGCAGGCUGGGGUGUAUCACCAGAGCAAUUGCAAAGCGAACGGCUCGUCGCAUCGCUUGUCGAUCCCCGUGGACGAAACUUCGGCGUGCGAUGUCUUUUCAAGGGAAAUGAAGCUCCCGAAAACCCUCCCGUCCCAGUCGUGGAUGCUUUGCAGUAUCGGCUGCGCCGGUACCUCUUCGGCAUACCCGAAGGCCCGCAAGAAAUACAAAGAGAGAGCGCAUUACCAAUGGAAUGCAACAUCGAUCUAAGCCAAGGUAUCGAUUUCAGGAAAGGAUGCUACGUCGGUCAGGAGCUCACUAUUCGAACCAAGCAUACCGGGGUGGUGCGGAAACGCAUACUCCCGGUCCAGCUCUAUCAUACCACUCCUCCACCCGACUAUGACCACAGAGAUCCCAACACACUUCCUAACUUCGAUCCUAAUUGGGGCGACGACCUUCCAGAAAGCGGCGCAGACAUCAAGCAGCUAGAUGAAGAAGGCAGCAUAAGGAAGGGGAGAGCCGCAGGCAAGUUCAUAACUGGUAUUGGGAACGUGGGGCUUGCGCUAUGUAGGCUGGAGAUGAUGACUAGCAUGCGGAUCAGCGCUGAAGGUGGUAGCUGGAAGCCUGGCGUCGAAUUUGGGAUACAGAAGGGCGCGGAUGGGGAAGUGAUCAGGGUGAAGGCUAUUGUGCCGCAAUGGUUCAGGGAGAGGGAAAGGGAUAUGUGGGAUAAGAAUCGGACGAGGGUGUAGUCUCUAUAGGCAAUGCGAACCGAAUUCUGCCUUGG